Prionailurus viverrinus (fishing cat) is the source of this 1943-nucleotide messenger RNA. It is a transcript of the gene CC1H1orf174, whose product is annotated as chromosome C1 C1orf174 homolog. The transcript is spliced from 5 exons. The coding region runs from base 523 to 1485 and encodes 320 amino acids. The record is from RefSeq and is a predicted model, not a curated record. Lineage: Eukaryota; Metazoa; Chordata; Mammalia; Carnivora; Felidae.
GGCUUGUCUUACCAGCCUGGCCUCUCUUUUGAUGGAAUCUUUUGGCCCACAUUUAAAGUUAUUGAUCUGGUUGGAUGCACGCAUGCCAUUUUACUUUUGUUUUCUUUAUGCACGUCUGUUAUCUUUGUUCCUUGUGUAGAUGGAUGAAAAUGAAUGUUUUCUGGUGGGCAUUUGUGUUUUCUUUCUAGCAGUUGCUCUAGGUUUCACCGUAUGCACUGUAACUUAGUGGAAUCGGCUUUGUGGUGUGUAAAUGGGGUGACUGAUCGGUCAGGGGCCCCCACAUGUGGGGCGGCAGUGGCGUGGAAGCCAGUGGCCCUGGGCGUGAAAAUUCACCUGAGGCCAAACCCAGGAGCUGGAAGGGGAACCCAGGAGCUGGAAGGGCGCAGUGCAGGAGGGGCUGCUGGGAGGCAGUGGGCGGGGCUGCGGGAAAGCGGGAAGAUGCGGAGGUGUGGCCACCAAUGGGAUUCUCCCUUUUUGGGGACCUGUGCCGGUUGUAAGUAGCCCAUUGGCCAGUUGGGGCCUAUGGCUAUUUCCGGGGGCGGAGUCGCCUCGUGGGUCUGUUUUCAGACAGGUGGGUGCUGGCGCCCUUUCUGCACCCGGUUGCUCCAGCCUGUUUGCCUAAAAGCGGCCUCUACAAGCUCCAGAUUUGUCGUGAGACCUAAAAAUCUCACAGGUGAAGUGCGGUCUUCGGUGCGCCUGAGAGCCCGCCGUCGCUCAGCCAGGUUGGCCUCUGCUCGGGAAGCCAGCAUCGCCACGUCUGCCAGGACGGUAUGUCAGGUGCCUCAGGAAGCAGAAGGCCCCGGUGGGUGUGUGUCUAGAUUCUUCCCCAACCGCCAGUUUACAUCGUGUCCCUCCAAGGGAGACAGUGACGUGACCCCAUCGUGCAAGUUGUGGCAACGACGUCUCUUGCUUAAGACUUCCUCAUCACACAAAGCCGCCGACAGGCGAACUUCCAAGAAGUUCAAGUAUGACAAAGGUCAUCUUGUGAAAUCAGAAUUACAGAAACGAGUCCCCAAGAGCGAUAGUGCUGCUCUGCCCAAGAUACCACCCGAGCGCCCCUGUGACAGUGACCCUCUGGGGUUUGCCAAAGAGCCCACGGCGCCUCCAGGAAGGGGAGCUGGUGCCCCGACAGAGCCGGCGGCCACGGGCGGCCUCCUCGGGCAUGGCACCGCUGUGGGCGACACUCGCCCCGCAGAGACUGAAGACGGCCCGUCCCCGCCGGCAUACGGGCCCCUCACGGGAGAGGACCCCCACGGCAGCCGCCCCGCACGGGGCGGGGCGGCACUGCAGACGGAUGACAGCGUCUUUCUGGACGAGGACAGCAACCAGCCGAUGCCGGUGGGCCGGUUCUUCGGGAACGUGGAGCUCAUGCAGGACCUUCCCCCGGCGUCUUCGUCUUGUCCUUCAAUGAGCAGACGAGAAUUCAGGAAGAUGCAUUUCAGAGCCAAAGACGAUGAAGAUGAUGAUGAUGGUGCAGAAGUGUAGAGAAUAAAACACGAAUUUGACAGUCAGUAGUAGUCUGACAGUUGAGCAAGUUCUGGGAUUCACACGACCUUAUCUCCCAAGAAAACGUGUCCUUGACCACACGUUGAAGCUGACCCACGAACGCCCUAGUGCAGAACGCCAGAUACCUGCAGCAUGGACACGUGUGACCCAGAACGUUCUCCGAGAUCGUGCGGUUUCUGAUAUCCGUGUGUGCGGACGAUGGCUUGAGUCCCCUGAGGGGGCUGGGAGAUCUUUCUAAAGAAAACUGCUCACUUAAGCUCUUUAGUUUUGAUAACACAUGCGUUUAUUUUCCAUUAUCAAAAUUUGAUCAUUCUCAUGAUUGAGUCAGUGCCAGUUCUUAAAGAACUCUCCUUCUAUUUCUGUACAUGAAGCUAAUGUUUACCUUGGGAAUUUUGCAAAACACAUACGACUAAGAAAUAAAAUAUAUUUUGGAAGUA